This is a messenger RNA of Paramecium pentaurelia, 798 nucleotides long. Lineage: Eukaryota; Ciliophora; Oligohymenophorea; Peniculida; Parameciidae. The record is from the annotation of a GenBank genome assembly.
AUGCUCUAUAGAAAAUUAUUUUUCAUAUUUUUGAAAUUGACCAAAUACUUUCACUUCAAUAUAUCUAAAUAUUAAAAAAAUAAAAUUAUUAAAAUUUAAAAAAAAUCAACCUCUAAAUUAAUAUAUUCAUCACCAGGACCAAAAACUUAAUCCAUAAUAUCCCUUGGAGGUGAUAGAGAUAGAACACUUUCCCCUAGUAGAGCUAAGAUUUCUUAAUUAUCAGAAAAACUAUCUAAUCUCCAAGAUUCAAUUGAUGAGGAUUAGGCAGUAUAGAAUUUAUAAUACUGAAUAGUUUAAAAAAGAUACUUUCGAAUAAAUGGUUCAGGUUUUAUUAGACAAAGCAAUAAAAAAGCAAUAACGAGAUGAAUAAAAGUUUAAGCUAUUAAAAGAAUAAUUAUAAAAUGUAGAGGAAGGAGCUUAAAGUGAGAAAAUUAUUAGAGAAGUAAGACAAAAAUUGAAUUAUCUUAUAGAGUGGAGAUGAAAAAUUAAGACCCAAAUAUUUGAAAGGGUUAGAAUUAGUUUUAGGAUAAGAAUUAUAGUUGUAAAAGUAAAUAGAAAAGAUUAUGAAUAAAAAAUAACGAAAACUACAGAUGAUAGAGUUUACAGUCUUAGACUAGAUUUAGCCAGAUAAAAAAGUAUAGAAAAGAAACAGAAGAAAAAAUGCUUAAGAAAUUGGGGAUAGAAUUUUAUAAUUAUAAGAAGAAGUUGAAGAAGAAAGAAGAUUAAGGUUUUAUUUAUAUAACCUAUAGGGAAUAGGAAAUUAAUAAAUUAUUAAAAGUUUGGGAGAUUCAAUAUUGA